Phytophthora infestans T30-4 is the source of this 1143-nucleotide messenger RNA. Its product is annotated as polygalacturonase, putative. The record is from RefSeq and is a predicted model, not a curated record. Gene Ontology annotation, biological process: pectin catabolic process. The transcript is spliced from 2 exons. Gene Ontology annotation, molecular function: polygalacturonase activity. Lineage: Eukaryota; Oomycota; Peronosporomycetes; Peronosporales; Peronosporaceae. Bases 1 to 1143 code for a protein of 380 amino acids. Gene Ontology annotation, cellular component: extracellular region.
AUGAAGCUUCUCUCCACUGCAUUCGCUGCCUUUGCUCUGCUCGCUGCCACCGUCAAUGGCUCGCCCAUGCUCCGCAUGGAAACCGAAGGCAAGAGCAAGUCUGAUCAGCAGCAAGUGCAGCAACAACAGCAGAGCAGUACCAGCACCACCAGCAGCAGCAGCAGUGGUUGUAAUCUAACCGGCACCUACAAGAAGGGCACCGACAUCUCAUCUUGCAGCUCCGUGACUAUCGACUCGCUCACUGUGCCUGCCGGUGUCACGUUGGACUUAAGCAAGACCAAGAGCGGCGCUACCAUCACGUUCACCGGCACUACGACGUUCGGACCGGCCAAGUGGGAAGGACCCCUCGUUCUGCUUGGAGGCAACAGCCUCGCGGUCAAGGGCUCCGGUAUUCUCGACGGCCAGGGCGCCUGGUACUGGAAGCAGGGACAGUCGAUCACUCGACCCGUGUUCUUCCGUCUGCAGAACGUCGUGGGCUCGACCUUGUCGGGCUUCACGCUCAAGAACUCCCCGUUCCGCACGUUCAGCAUUGUCACGUCCAAGCAGACCACGCUGAGCGGUCUGACGCUCGACUCGAGUGCCGGCAACGGUCUGGCUAAGAACACGGACGGCUUCGACCUGACCAAGAAUGACCACAUCACCAUCACCGGCAACAAGAUCUACAACCAGGACGACUGUCUCGCCAUGCAAUCCAGUACCAACACGGUGUUUAGCAACAACCUUUGCUGCGGUGGCCACGGUGUGUCGAUCGGGUCUCUCGGCGGCAACGCAGUCGACCAGUCUUCGACGGUGCAGGGUCUUACUGUGCAGGGCAACACCAUUCAGAACAGCGACAACGGUAUCCGUAUCAAGACCAUCGUCGGUCUCAAGGGUCUGGUCUCCAACGUCAAGUACGUUGACAACAAGCUCCAGAACGUCAAGAACGCCAUUGUCAUGCACUCGGACUACAGCAAGGCCAAGGGGGGCUACACAGGCUCUCCCACUAGUGCUGUCACGAUCGAAGGUGUGACGAUCUCUGGUCUGACCGGCUCGGCCACCAACUUGUACGACAUUGUUGCCAACCCGAAGGUGGUCUCGGGCUGGACCUUCUCGGGUAUCAAAGUCAGCGCGUCUGCAAACGCUUCGACCCAGCUACACUUUUGA